AAGUCCCCUGCUCCCUGCCCUGAUCAGCAAAAACCAAACUGCUUUUGUUAAAGGGAGACUUAUAGGGGAAAAUAUAUUAAUGGCUCAUGAGUAGAGAUGGCAACCAAACCCGAACCCACGGGUACCCACCCGACCCAAUCCGGUCAACGCGGGUAAAAUCCGUGUUGACGGGUUUUGGGUCGGGUUUGGGUUUAAACCCGUUCACUAUUCAUCGGGUUGGGUUUGGGUUUAGGUAAACCCGACCCGUGGGUACCCGCCCACACAUAUAAUUAAUUUUCUCGGUAUAUUUAAUAUUUUAAACAACUAAUUUUAUUUAUGUUUGUGGAGACAUGUCUAAUUUUUUCUUUAUAAUUGUGUAGAAUGAAGUUUGUGUUAUCGAGUAGAGAGUGAAGAAACUUAAUUGAAAGGAUGAAGCCUUCAAUUAAUCAUGUUAUUUAUGGAUAAUUUAUGAUUUACUUCAAUUUUCUUGAGUUUUCUAGAUUGGUGUUGAACAAUUUGUAUAGUUAAUUUGUGAUUUGCUUGAAUUUUCUAGAAUGGUGUUUUAAAUAUGGAUAAUUUGUAUUGAGAGAUUGAUAUUUGACUUUAAUUUUGGUAUGAACUUGUUAUUGUAAUUUUUUUACGACAAAAACCCGUGGGUACCCAUGAACCCGCGGAUACCCAGCGGGUUGGGUUUGAGUUUUUCAAACCCAGUGGGUUUCACCCCGGGUUUUUUUCACGGAUAAACCCAUGGGUUUGGGUUUGGCAAAACCCGACCCAACACGACCCAUUGCCAUCCCUACUCAUGAGCUUGGUCCUCGGAGUUGAUGCUUCGGUGUUUUUUAGUUCCCAAUUCUGCAUUUGUACUCAGAUUAAUGAAUUGGAUUUUCCUAUGUUGUGGUGUUUGUCUACAUUAGUUGUGUUGAUGCAAUAAGGGCUAUCCAACUAGCUCAACUUCGUGAAAUUUGUGAUGGGCUUGAUACUCCUUAUGUGGUUAUUGGGGAUUUUAAUGAGAUUCUUCAUGGGAGUGAAAAGGAUGGCGGAAAUCCUUGAAAUGCGGCCCAAGCGGCUGAUUUUCGGAAUUUUGUCCAUGAUCUUGGUCUCCAUGACCCAGGGUACCAAGGGGACCAGUUUACAUGGACAAAUAAGCGCAUGGGAGCGGCAUGUAUCCGUCAACGACUAGACAGGGCGCUUUGCUCCCAGAGCUGGGUUGAUCUCUUUCCUGAUACUCUGGUCAAGCACUUCACGGACCAGGGUUCGGACCAUCGAGCUUUACUCUUGUCAGAAAAACCAUAUGUUCGUCAUAGUCGACCUUUAUUCCGGUUUGAUGCCCGGUGGGCAGAUAACCCGGAGGCCAAAGCAAUGGUGACUUAUGUUUGCCAUGAGAAUAUCUCAGGCACGCCUAUGUUCCAACUUUGGGAAAAGCUUAAGAAGCUUAGGCAUAUGCUUUAUGACUGGAGUAGAGCGGGUACUACCAACUCCCUCCGUAGUAUUCACACCCAGCAGGCAAAAAUUGAUAGGAUCAAAUCCAUUGCCCCCAUUGAUUGGGAUGAGGUGAGAAUUCUGGAUUCAGAACUCAGUAGGCAAUGGGAGGCUGAGGAGGUCUAUUGGCAACAAAAACCAAGGGUUCGAUGGCUAAAAAAGGGGGACCAAAACACUUCGUACUUCCAUACGGUGACAAGGGCUCGCCGUAAACAGAAUUUUGUGUCAGGCCUCCGGAAUGAGAAUGGGGAGUGGGUGACCGAGGAUAUAGGUAAGGCGACAAUUGCCACUGAUUUCUACCAAAACCUUUGUACCUCGGAAACCCAGGUGCUAAAUAUGACAGAGCGGGUUGCUGAACUCUCGAUAGCUAGUCGGGUUACUGAAGCCAUGAACGCUAGUCUUACUGCUGAAGUUCUUCCUAGUGAGGUUAGAAGAACUGUCUUUGCCAUGGGCUCAAAACAACACCAGGAUCGGAUGGAUUCACGGGAAAGUUCUUUAAAGCCUACUGGGAUAUAGGCGGAGACUCUGUUUCUGAGGCAGUCUGCUCGUUUUUUUCAACAAGUAGAAUGCUCCGUAGCUUCAACCAUACCUGGCUCACGCUUAUCCCAAAAGUGGACAGUGUUGAAACUAUGAAACAGUUACGGCCUAUUAGUUUGUGCCAGUUUGUCUACAAGAUCAUUACUAAAAUUAUGGCGGAAAG
Linum trigynum is the source of this 2158-nucleotide messenger RNA. NCBI's taxonomy places the organism in Eukaryota, Viridiplantae, Streptophyta, Magnoliopsida, Malpighiales, Linaceae. The record is from the annotation of a GenBank genome assembly.